AUGCCCGCUGUUACGAUGAUCCAAAGUCUUCCGCGGAGGUACGAAAACACGUUUCCGCCUUCUGAGCAGCAAAGCGUCGGGGGCCGCGGCGGGAACCACCAGCAGUUUCACGAGGGGCACAUCAUCAUCACUCCAGUCCUGCACGACGAGCAGUCAUCCUUCGGCGCCCAAAUCGACGGAAUUGACUGGACAUUCCCGGUUCCCGCCGAUGAUAUCGAAAUACUCAAGAAGAUUCAAGACCAAUACGGGGUUUUGAUUUUCCGCAAAACUGGCCUGGACAACAAAAGACACAUAGAAUUUGCCCAAAAGUUAGGCCAGGAGCUUGAGAUCAACCCCUUUUUCUAUGGUAUUGAGAACGACCGCAUAGGUGAUCCACUUCUGUGGGACGUUAGCAAUAUCAACCUCGACGGCACGACGGUACAGCCUAAUCAGAGACGAUGGGAUCACAGCCUAGGCAAUGCUUUGUGGCAUACGGACUCUUCUUUCCACCAACAGAGAUCAAAGUACUCACUGUUACUAUCCCACGGCAAUCCAGUCAAAGGCGGCUCGUGGACUCAUUUUGCUGAUACGUCACGAGCUUAUGCUGAUCUGCCCCCAUCCAAAAAGGAUGAGUUGGAGGAUCUGAUUAUCGAGCAUGACCUAUGGCACUCUCGCCGGCUGGCCUCCCCACAGGCCUUUGCUCAACCUCUGGACAACGAGCGAGCGGCCGAGAAGUCGGCAUACCACCAUCUUGUCCAGAUUGGGCCGGACGGGAAAAAGACGCUAUAUCUGGCCGCGCACGCCAAGCUGGUACUGGGGCGCAGCUUUGAGCAGAGCCAGAAGCUGAUUUGGGAGCUCAUUGAUCACUGUACACAGCCAAAGAAAAUCGAAAAGACUCGUGUCGUCAUUGCAGGUGCGGGUCCGGUCGGCUUGUUCACGGCCUAUCUCCUUGCCCGCCAGAAGAUCGAGUCCAUCGUCUUGGAGAGGCGCCUAGGCGUUGCUGACCACCCCAAAGCACACACGAUCAAUCCCAUGACACUUGAAAUAUUCCGCCAGGCAGGCUUGGAUGUUGCUUAUAUCCGAAAACAUGCAGCGACGGCCAACGAUGCCGGACUAGUGCGUCUUGUUUAUGGCCUGGCCGAUGCCGAGAUUGGCUGCUUCCCCUAUGAACGCCAGGAUGAUAAGAUUCGUACUCUGACACCGGAGCCUUUGGUGAAUUGGCCGCAGCCAGAGCUAGAACGCCUGCUCGAGAAGGCGGUAGCCGAGACCGGCUUUGUUCAAGUCAGGAGGGGCUGGCAGGUUGAUGCAGUGGGCAUUACGGAUGUGGAGGAGACUGGCUGCGUCGUUUCGUGCAGUCCCAUGGGACAAGAUCCCGACAUGGAAACGCACAGCAUCGAGGCCGAUUUCGUCAUUGGUGCCGAUGGCGCUAACUCGACCGUGCGGGAUAAGACGGCCGGCAUCGAAUUCGAAUCCUUGGGAGCUGGCCAUGCUUACCAGUCAAUUGUCUGUAAAGGCAGUCUGCGCUCUGCGCUUCCGCCGGGUCGCGAGGCCAUGCUCUACUUUUGCUUCCACCCCGAGCAUCCCAGCGAGUUCAUCGCACACAAUGUCGAUUCCUCCUUUGUCCACGUCGUUCCUGUCAUGGACCCUGCGUCAACCGAUGGACCACCCAAGGCACCACCAAUCGAGGCCUGCCUUCCAGGCCUGCAGUACUCGGAGGUUCUUCGUACUAUUUGGGAGACUGCCCCUCGGGUGGCAUCCUCGUACAGUGACGCAACGCUCCGUGUGUUUCUUGUGGGAGAUGCAGCCCACAGCUUGCCGCCUCAGGGCGGUCUCGGUCUCAACACGGGCAUAGCCGAUGCACACAACCUAGCGUGGAAGCUUGCUGCCAUAAUCCAGGGGAAAGGCACCCCGAACCUUCUCACCAGCUUCACCCGUGAGCGUCGACCCGUUGCUUUGGCAAAUAUUGAGUACUCCAAGGCUAGCGAGGCUGCCUUCUAUUCCGUCAGUACCACACUGGUUGGCCUUGCCCUUCAGUACAAAGAAGCGAGGGCACAGGCGCCAGAUCUCACCAUGGAUGAAUUCCUCCAACGACCCGUCGUUUCCGCUGCGGCGGCUGAGGCGGUCACAGAGGCGAGCAGACAUUUUGACUCUCUAGCCCUCCAGCUCGGAUUCAUCUACGACGAUCCGUCUUGCACGCCGUCUCUUCUUGAAAACCCAACGGUAUACGUCCCACGGGCGUGUCCUGGAGCAAGACUGCCUCACGGGACCAUCAACGAUGGGUUAUCGCUUUUGGACAUUGUACCCUACGAUCGAUUCACCGUGCUGCACUACGCAAAUCCGGCGUUCGCAUCCUGCCACUGGGCAAUUGAUGUGGCAAGACUUGGUCUGGCCGAAACUUGGUUUGAAAUGGUCCCGGAAAUCAAAGAGGGGAAGGCGAUUAUUGUCAGGCCGGACCACCAUGUUCUACUGCAUGUGAACAGCCUGGUUCAGGCGGACGAUGCCGUCACGAAGUAUUUGGACAAAGGGAAGUGUGCGUAA
This is a messenger RNA of Colletotrichum gloeosporioides, 2517 nucleotides long. RefSeq names its product putative polyketide hydroxylase. NCBI's taxonomy places the organism in Eukaryota, Fungi, Ascomycota, Sordariomycetes, Glomerellales, Glomerellaceae. Gene Ontology annotation, molecular function: FAD binding; oxidoreductase activity. The transcript has 5 exons. Bases 1 to 2517 code for a protein of 838 amino acids. The record is from RefSeq and is a predicted model, not a curated record.